GUCCAACAACACUCACCGGCACUUACCAACUCACCCAAACCGUCGACAAGAUGCGCUUCUCGUUCGCCAUCGCCCUCGCCUUCCUCAGCGGCCUCGCCGUCGCCAAGAACGCCACCGAGCUCGAGGCGCUCGUCACCGACCCCACCAACCCGCAGAACCUCAUCAACUGCCCGCCCGGCGGCGGUGCCGACGGCUGCCAUCUCGAGACGAGGUGCGACCGCAUCCGCAUCAACUACGGCUACUCUUUCAACGGGCACUACAUCUGGUACAACUACAACAUCAACUCGGUGCCCGACGGCAAGCGCAUCGAGAUCGACAACCAGGGUACUUGCUAAAGGGCCGAGGAAAUUAGGAGGAGACAAAUGGUGCUCUCCAUCAGUAACGGCGGGGGAAGUGGGGUCAGAGGGAGGCUGCAGUAAGAACGAGGGAUGUAUGCGAGUAUACUCUAUAUUUUCCGCGACG
Messenger RNA from Schizophyllum commune H4-8, 462 nucleotides. RefSeq lists its product as uncharacterized. The coding region runs from base 51 to 335 and encodes 94 amino acids. The record is from RefSeq and is a predicted model, not a curated record. Lineage: Eukaryota; Fungi; Basidiomycota; Agaricomycetes; Agaricales; Schizophyllaceae. The transcript has 3 exons.